This is a messenger RNA of Portunus trituberculatus (swimming crab), 2694 nucleotides long. It is a transcript of the gene Orc3, whose product is annotated as origin recognition complex subunit 3-like. The transcript is spliced from 13 exons. Gene Ontology annotation, cellular component: nuclear origin of replication recognition complex; DNA replication preinitiation complex; nuclear pre-replicative complex. The coding region runs from base 315 to 2501 and encodes 728 amino acids. Gene Ontology annotation, biological process: DNA replication; DNA replication initiation. The record is from RefSeq and is a predicted model, not a curated record. NCBI's taxonomy places the organism in Eukaryota, Metazoa, Arthropoda, Malacostraca, Decapoda, Portunidae. Gene Ontology annotation, molecular function: DNA replication origin binding.
UCCUAUCAAAAGUAAUAUCAAGCUACUUCUUUGGGGAAUAUACUCGUGGUUUUAGCGAUUCACCAUUAGUCUAGCGGCAAUACUAACUGAAAAUUGGCAACUCUUUGUCAACAAACCCAGGAUGGCGGGAACUGUUUCGGUGUCUAAGGGAGUGUUUGCCUUCAAGAAAAAGAGGCAGAAUAAAUCCAAGAAUGCCCCCGGAGCCUCCACCGUGAAAUACUGGAGCCGUGCCUUGGAGUGGGGGCAGGAGGAGGAGGAGGAGGGAGGAGUCGUUCAAGGAGCUCACCUACAGGAACUAUACUGAGUGUUGGAGGAUGACAUCAGACAUCCUGGAGGAGUUACAGGACAACAUUCACAGCAGAGUGUUCCAGAGUCUCACCACGUACAUUGACAGGGCAGGGAGACGGUUAACCUCCCUCAGUGCUACCCCUGACUUACCCUCCAGCCUAGCACACUCCCUGGCUAGUGUCCCUGCCGCUUGCCUGGUGACGGGGGUGAAUAUGCCGGACAGGGAUGCUACAUUUGACAGCCUUGUUGGUCUCCUAAGGGCCAGCAUCACACCUCACGUCGCCCGCCUGCAGAGUAAAGAGUGCUCCACCCUUAGGGCUGCCAUGUACAGGAUGAUCUCUCAACUGAUAGGUGGUGGUGGGUGGGCGAGCCUGGAGGAUGAGGAAGAGGAGGUGAUGGUGGCGGGUCCCAAGGUGAAGAGGAGGCAGUGCACCAUGGCUGUCCUCUCAGUGUGGUACAAAGAGCAAGUGAGCACAGGAGAGGAAGACUCGGGAUACACAAGAUCCCCCACCAAGGCCACUCACUCACCUCGCAAGACACCUUACCUAAGCUCCCCAAGAAAGAAGCCAUUCCCUGGAUCCCCGGUCAAGAGAGCACUACCCGGCUCCCCCAGCAAGAGUGACAGGGAUCCAAAGGGGUUUGAAGGAUCACCAAGGAAGAAGAUCAAGUCAAGCAUCAUCUCUCAGCUUCCCAAGAGGAGUAGUAAGCCGCCCCUUGUUGUUGUUCUAGAGGACCUGGAGAGCUUCCACCCACGUGUGCUCAGUGACCUGGUGCUCAUCUGCAGUGAGUACCGACAAACUGUGCCAAUAGUUCUGGUGUUUGGUGUGGCCACGACCCCCGACAAGGUGCACCAGAGCCUGUCCCACAAUGCCUCUGCCUGCCUAGCCAUGGAGGUGUUCCGUGCCGAGCCCUCCACUCAGUACCUCACCCGUAUUAUUGAGAAGGUCCUGAUGUCCAAUAAGCUGCCGUUUCAUCUGGGUGGCCGUCCCUUCAAGCUGCUCCUGGACAUCUUCCUCUACAAUGACCUUUCAGUGGAGAACUUCAUCAAGGGCCUGAAGGUGUGCAUGUUGGAACACUUCAUUGGCCACGCUUCCUCCUUCCUGUGCUGUCCGGCAGCCAAAAGACCAGCACGCCUCAGGAGCAUCACCUCUUCACAGCUAGACUCAGUGCGCAAGCUGCCUUCAUUCCGGACCUUUGUGGAGGCAGCACCACCCAAGGAACAAGCCGCUCUGCUCCUUGAUCAUUCUCACACCAAGGAGGUGAUCGUCUCCCUCCUGGACAAGCUGGAAGUGUGGUACGCUCGGUUCUGUGUGCUGGUGAAAGUAGUCAGUGCACUCACCAACAGACUCCCAGGCGCUCCUAUGGGUCGCCAGGUGAGGGAAGUGCUGGCGGUGUGUUUGUCUCAGCCACUGGUGGAGACUGAGGAGUACAAGGAGGUGGAGAAGGGCAUCAGGAACAUGGCCAGGGAGGAGCUGUGCACCAUCCUGCAGAAUGUCCUCGAUGUUCUUAAGGAGCACCAUGGAGAUGAUGAGGUGUUGUCUGAGAUGCUGAAUGAAGUGAGCUUGUUGGUGGGACGCCUCUCUAGUCUGGACCAGGCACAGGAGGAGGAGGAGGCUUCAGCUGAUGGAGGUGCUGUUACUCUGGAGCCAUCUGAUAGAUUUCGCUUAAGGGAGAAACUCAUUGAGAUGGCAAAAAAGAAACCCAAGAAAAGCGGCAAGUAUGAAUCCCUGCGCAGUGAGGUGGUGCAGUUCUUCAGCGACACCUUCACCUCACACCUGCAGUGCCCGACCUCCCAGCCACUGCAUGAGAUCCUCUUCUUCCACUCAAGGGUUGUCAAGAGGCAGCUGGUGGGCUUGCCAAGACCAGCCCUCACCACUGCCCUGGCCAACCCUCAUCACUACCUCCAGUGUAAGUGUUGUGAGCUUGAAGACCCAUCCAGUCUGGUGACGUCCCUGCCAGACAUCAGUGUGGCAUACAAGCUGCAUCUGGAGUGUGGCCGCCUCAUCAAUUUGUACGACUGGUUGCAGGCUUUUGUUUCUGUGGUGGGACAAGAGGAUGAGGACGAGGAGUCUUCAGCAUCCUCCAAGAAAAUUGAUCAGAAACUACAAGCAAGGUUUGUCCUGGCUGUGUCUGAGCUGCAGUUCCUCGGCUUCAUCAAACCCACCAAGCGCAAGACAGACCACGUGGCGCGUCUCACCUGGGGUGCCUACUGAGAGACUCAAAUGGAUCGUAAUGUUUGCACUCGUCUUGUGUUCAGUGCUGCCAAGGUGAUCACUCGUGUUGGUUAUACUUCCUGUGAUAUAUUUAUAACUUGUUCACCAUUCACAAGUCAAGUAUUUUACGAGUAUUACUAUUUUUUUAUAAUUUCAAUUAUAUUUUUAAGACAAAUAAAAUAUCCUGUGACAA